Ilex paraguariensis (yerba mate) is the source of this 382-nucleotide messenger RNA. The record is from the annotation of a GenBank genome assembly. NCBI's taxonomy places the organism in Eukaryota, Viridiplantae, Streptophyta, Magnoliopsida, Aquifoliales, Aquifoliaceae.
AUGCAGCGAGCAUGCAGCAAUGCAGCAUCUGCUGAUUCCAUGAUGAGCUGUAAGACAGAACCAAACCUCUGUUUUCCUAGGCAAGCCCACUCCACUCUUUCAUUUUCUGGCCUCACUGAGAGUAGUACGGGAGAAUAUCAAGAUUGUGGAGCUUCUUCAAUGCUUCUCAUGGGAGAGCCUCCAUGGUGUCCCCCUUGUCCUGAAAGUUCCUUCCCUUCAACUAGCAGGAGUAGUGCUGUUUUGCGUUAUAAGGAAAAGAAAAAGGCGCGCAAAUUUGAGAAAAAAGUGAGGUAUGCCUCUCGCAAGGCUAGAGCUGAUGUAAGAAAGCGGGUGAAGGGACGCUUUGUCAAGGCUGGUGAUGUUUAUGACUACGACCCACUGA